Thunnus maccoyii (southern bluefin tuna) is the source of this 6178-nucleotide messenger RNA. RefSeq names its product protein mono-ADP-ribosyltransferase PARP6-like. The transcript is spliced from 25 exons. Gene Ontology annotation, molecular function: NAD+ poly-ADP-ribosyltransferase activity; kinase binding; protein serine/threonine kinase activator activity. Gene Ontology annotation, biological process: endoplasmic reticulum unfolded protein response. The record is from RefSeq and is a predicted model, not a curated record. Gene Ontology annotation, cellular component: endoplasmic reticulum tubular network; membrane; nuclear envelope. Lineage: Eukaryota; Metazoa; Chordata; Actinopteri; Scombriformes; Scombridae. Bases 1608 to 3521 code for a protein of 637 amino acids.
UAUGCAGAUGGUUAUAUGCGAUGGUAGUGCUAGGUAAAGGUUCAGCCAAUCAGAGCGCGGGUAAUGCAUCAGUAGAGAAUGGGGCCGGACAUGUGACUUUGGAUGGCGUGCGUGCAGUAAAUUUCCUGAAAAACGCAGUGGUUUGGUUACCGUGUAAUUCGAUACUUUGCCCUAAACAAUGGGUCCACAUGAGCUUCAAACGAAUAAUAUCUCGUACUGUCAUGUGAAAUAUGUUUUGUUGUACUCAAUUGUCGUGCAGAUGUGCAAAUCAACGGUAACUGAAGAUGUCAAAAUGUUGUCUGUGGCUCCAUUUAAUCUUACGAGCCGAUACAAUAACAUGAGACCCCAAUACUGUUUAUUCAAUAAAUAUACGAGUUGUUCAUCCUGAAAUACAUGGCCAGUCUGUACACGUUUGACCAAAGUAAUACUUAAAAGAGGAAGCUCUGCUGUGUUAAUACCUUACUGUCUGGUGUUUGAGGCAAUACCUCCAUCUAGCGUUUAAAAAUAACAAUAACAGUUUGGAAUUAUUUUACUGAUAUGCAUUGUCUCUAUGUUGCAUAUUAGAAAAAAAUAUUUAAAAAAAACAACAUAUAGGUCCAUGCACCUGGAAAUAUAGCAAACUUAUUAUUGCAAGGGCUAUUGUGUGCCUAAGUUCAUGCUUGUCUUUUUUCCAUUCAUAUUAGGUACAUUUUUAGUGUAUAUUUAAUUGAUUUUAACUUUUGACUUUAAUAUUCCCAAAUUACACAUUUUAAGCACACAAACCAUAUCUAUAUACUCACACCAAUAUGCAAAAUACAAAUGUAUCAACAGGAAUUAGCAGAACUUGUGUUACUAGGCUUAUAUAAUAUUUAUAAAAACACAAAUUAUAAUUUGAUUUGCAUAAAUGAAGGCAAGGAAACUUUGUUGGAGGUGCAGUACACAAUUUUGUUGCUACACAUCCUCGACAUGAUAGGUAUAGUGCCAUCACUGUCCUACUCAGCUGUGGGAUAUUGGUAAUUGACAGUAACUUCAAACAUAAUGUUCAUAUAAUACCACUGCUAUUAGUUAGUCCAGUGCAGAGACUAGGCAGCUAUGUCUCAGAUGUUCCCCAGGAUGAUUCAUUCCCUUGUUGUGAUAAUCAGCUCUGCCGAGGAGACAGCAGACAGUAACCAAAUCCUUGACACAGACAUAAAUGCCCAUUAAGCAAAGGAUACCUUUCAGUGAGUCCAGGUCCCCCCUCCCUGUAUCCCAGUUUGCUCUCACCUGUUGACAGCUGUGGUGGUGUUAGCGCUGCUGCUUCCACUGCCCAUGUUGCUGUCUCACCAGGUGCUGUCAACCUCUGCCUGGAUAUACACUACUCCACAACCUGAGGCCAAUGGAUACACCUGUCCAGUGGAAAACAGCCACCGAGAGAAAGAGGCAGGUGUGCCCUUUAAGAGGGGGAGCAGCUGAGGCAAGGACAGCAUCCAAGUCUCCAUCCUCUGUGAAGGUUGUUCGGUGUGCAAGAAAGAGAGCUGGUCAACUCCGGUUUUCUGUUCUCGUUCCUUCCCCCUGGAAAUUAGCUGCAAUGGUUGGCAGUAGUCAAAGGCCUAAACCUGUCUGAGUGAGCCCUAUGAACAAUAGACCCAAUGGACAUCAAAGGCCAGUGUUGGACAGACGAGGAGUCGGAUGGGGAGAACGAGUCGGAACAGUUCCUGUACGGCAUUCAGGGGAGCUGUGCUGCUGAUCUGUACCGCCACCCUCAGCUGGAUGCAGAUAUUGAGGCAGUAAAAGACAUCUACACUGACAGUGCUGUCUCUGUCAGGGAGUAUGGAACCAUUGAUGACGUAGACAUCGAUCUUCAUAUUAACAUCGGUUUCUUAGAUGAGGAGGUUGCAACAGCUUGGAAAGUAAUCAGAACAGAGCCCAUUAUUCUGAGACUGCGCUUUUCUCUUUCUCAGUACCUCGAUGGACCUGAGCCGUCAGUAGAAGUGUUCCAGCCCUCCAAUAAAGAAGGCUUCAGUCUGGGCCUGCAACUCAAAAAGAUCCUGAGCACGUUCACCUCACAGCAGUGGAAGCACCUCAGUAAUGAGUUCCUCAAAGCCCAGCAGGAGAAGAGGCACAGCUGGUUCAAAGCCGGAGGAACCAUCAAGAAGUUCCGUGCCGGGCUCAGCAUCUUCUCCCCCAUACCCAAGUCUCCAAGUUUCCCUCUGAUCCAAGACACGGUUUUAAAAGGGAAGCUGAGUGUCCCUGAGCUGAGAGUGACCCGCCUGAUGAACCGUUCUAUCUCAUGUACCAUGAAGAACCCUAAAGGGGAGCUCUUCAGCUAUCCACCAAACAGCCAGACUGUGGCUGUCCCGGCGGCCAGGGCCCCUGCGCAGAUUACCACGAGGCAGCUGAUUGAAUUGUUUUUCUCAUCCCAGGCGGGCGGCCACUGCAAGAACAUCCCUACCUUGGAGUAUGGCUUCUUAGUGCAGAUAAUGAAGUACUCAGAGCAGAGGAUCCCCACGCUCAACGAGUACUGCGUGGUCUGUGACGAACAGCACGUCUUUCAGAAUGGAUCCAUGCUCAAGCCAGCUGUGUGCACAAGGGAGCUGUGUGUGUUCUCCUUCUACACUUUGGGUGUGAUGUCCGGUGCUGCAGAGGAAGUGGCCACUGGAGCAGAGGUGGUGGACCUACUUGUGGCUAUGUGUCGAGCUGCUCUUGAGUCUCCCCGUAAGAGCAUCAUCUUUGAGCCCUACCCAUCAGUCGUUGACCCCAAUGACCCCAAGACUCUGGCCUUCAACCCAAAGAAGAAGAAUUAUGAGAGGCUGCAAAAAGCGCUGGAUAGCGUCAUGUCCAUCCGGGAAAUGACCCAGGGCUCAUAUUUGGAGAUCAAGAAACAGAUGGACAAACUGGACCCUUUGGCCCAUCCCCUGCUACAGUGGAUUAUUUCCAGUAACAGGUCUCAUAUUGUCAAGCUGCCUCUCAGUAGGCAACUGAAAUUCAUGCACACCUCCCACCAGUUCCUGCUGCUCAGUAGCCCCCCAGCCAAGGAGGCUCGUUUUCGCACUGCUAAGAAGCUAUACGGCAGCACCUUCGCCUUCCAUGGUUCCCAUAUAGAGAACUGGCACUCUGUUCUGAGAAAUGGACUAGUCAAUGCCUCUUAUACCAAACUGCAGCUGCAUGGGGCAGCGUAUGGAAAGGGCAUCUAUCUGAGCCCCAUCUCCAGCAUAUCUUUUGGAUACUCAGGAAUGGGGAAAGGACAACACCGCAUGCCCACCAAAGAUGAACUGGUGCAGCGUUAUAACCGCAUGAACACCAUACCACAGAGCCGUCCGAUACAAUCAAGGUUUCUUCAGAGUCGAAAUCUGAACUGCAUCGCUCUUUGUGAAGUGAUCACAUCUAAGGAUCUGCAGAAACACGGCAACAUCUGGGUGUGUCCAGUGUCUGACCACGUCUGUACUCGUUUCUUUUUUGUGUAUGAGGAUGGCCAAGUAGGAGAUGCCAACAUUAACACCCAGGAGCCUAAGGUGCAGAAGGAGAUCAUGCGUGUGAUUGGGACCCAGAUCUACUCCAGCUAAUGGUGGUUCACCAGUGACGCUUGGAUCCAUACGUCUCUCUGGCGGAGGCACACAGGCAGGACAGAUAGAGCGAAUGUUUGGGUGAGCUGACCUCAGGCCUGAUACUGAAGGUCGAGGGAGCUCUUGAGCACAUUAUACCUAAAAGUCGAUUUUGUUCUGUUCCUCUCAUUCUGCUCUUUCUCCUCUGUUCCUCUUCUCCAAAUGGUUACACAUUACAUGUUCAUUUAACCUUCAGUUAGUUUUAACUUGGCUAAAGUCAGUCUGCUUUUCUCAGUUUGUGACAUUUACAACAGAACUGAAACACACACUGGUGAAGGGAAAAAGGAAGUAGGCACUGGAAUGGCUCUCGACACACACUUACUUUCAAAUCCUGGGUUGACUGAGUUUUUUUCCUUUCUUGCUGCACUUUUACUGGACUAAUUAUCUCUAUUUAUUAUUUCUCUUUGUGAAUAUCUACUAAAAAAUAAUUCCAAAUGGUAGAUCCCUUUGUGGCAAAUAAGUGGUGGAUUUACAUGCACAUAGAAGUUUGUUCUCUUAUUGUGUUUAAAGCAUUAUCUCUGAUCCCUUUAUUUAAUAUUCUUUGACUAAUGACAUGAAUUAAGGUCUGUGAUAUGGUUAUCUGAGAGGGAAGCAUUUACUCUGUCAUUUUGUCCUUGUCCACCUGAUGAAACUCCCAGAAUCCAAUAAGCGAGGUGUGGCUUGAACUCAAGUUACAUACACUAUAGGCACUUUGUUUUUGAUAACAUUAUCAAUAGUAUUAUGAUUUUUCAUGACAGAAUUAAGACCAUUCUGAUUGAUAAAGCACCUUCAAAACCUCAUAGCCCUAAAAUGUCAAAUAUGCAGGAAUUAAGGGAAAAAACAAAACAAAACAAACUUUUUUAUCUUUCCUGCCAGAUGUGUAAAUUUUAAGGUUUCAUACACCGAUCAUAAAAUUCUUUUAAAGCUCCAAUAAGUUAUAUUUAUGCUAUGAGCACUGAAGGAAAUGGUGCUCUGUAAUGUAGAAGGGUUGGUAGUGUCUCACGGAAAAUUAAUACCUUACUCUGGAGCUUUUUACAGCUUUCAGUUGCUUUUAAUUCAUUGUUUCAGUUUGCUAAGGCUAGCUUCUGUUCCACCAGCCUUUUAUCUGAAUUGCUGAAACAUGGUACUGAGAGAAUCUAUUUAUUUAACCUGAAUGAGUAUAUACUACUAUACGUACUAGUAAAUCUUGAGCAACUCAUCGUUUUAACGAGGAUUAAAAAAAAAAAUCAUAGCCCCUUGAACGUUUUGAUAUGUGCUUAUGUUAAAUGCUAACAUGAAUGCUAAUGCUAGUUGUUAUUAAAAUGACAAAGACAUUAGCCAUAAACACAUAAUAAGACAACAGUGUAUCAAGGCUCAGUUGCGGUGAGUUUGGUUUGAUGUUUUUCUCCUUCCCUGUGGAGAAAUGUUGCUUAAAGGAGGAUAUAUGAGGCCAAAUACUAAACCGGUCACUGUUGAAGCUGUGGGGGUUUCCCCUCAACAACAGCAAUAUAGACAUGAAAUUAUACAUAUAUGAGUAUCCUCUCACUCUCUCUGAAAUAAAAAUAUAGAAAUGAGAAGACAAGAGAGCGUGUAAUGUGCAAAUAGGAAAGACUUACAUGAAGUGAAGAGAUCAUUUACCAAACUGCCAUGCACCUUAGAUUUAGUAUUGAUUCUUAAAAGAAAACAGUGGAUUGGAUUCAGUCUGUAAACAUGUUAUAUCCGUUUGUUGAGAGAGAUAUUUAGUUUCCUAUGUUUUAUGUAAAGAAAAAAAAAACAAUUCUUGUUCUGUGCCAUCUUUUUGUUAAAGUAGGCAUCACUUUUUCUUUAAGUGGUGGAUAUCUCAUUUUGGAAUAAAUCUCUUUGUGUAUGAACUACACAUCCCAUUGGAUUCACGACCUACAAAAUCCACUGUACAGAAAAUCAUGAACAGUUUUACCAAAUAUCUACUGACAACAUCCAGUCCAGGUGAGCUCACAUCCUCCCCACUCCCACCUAAUGGACACUGGAUGUUAUAAAGAUGCAUUCUUGUGCAACUCUACAGUUUCACCUCGGAGAAUGACGACCUUGUAUAGCUAAUCAAGUUUAUCAGUUAGUCAUGUACUGUAUGUAUGUAUGUAUGUACGUGUGGGUUUGUAUUUUCUUGACAUUAUACUAGACAUUGCACUUAAUCAACGUUUGCCUAAACUGGAGAAAUGGACUGUCCUCAGACCUGCAGUGGACGGGUAAUGGAGGAAAAGGACAAAAAAGAAUAUUUGAGUCAGCUAGACUAUAAUAUCUAACAUCCAAACUAUGUCUGUAAGAUGGGCUUUCAGUGUCUCCUGGAACUGAAAAUUCAGACUACUGAAUAGACUUUGAGACACUGAAAGGGAGCGAACUGUAAAUAAGGACAUUGGAGAACCUGUUGUGUAUUGCCCUGAAAGAGGUGGACAUGUACAGCUGACUCAUUGUGUUGCUGGACUGUGCUAAUAGCUGAUGCCUGUUUUCGCCAAGAGGUUUGAACUGCGAGUCUCUUUGAAAAUCUAUUCUCUCGCUGUCUGUCUCUGGUGAGGAAUGUUUUCAAAGAUGAUGUCUACGACAAUGAUGGUGAUUAUGAUGAUGAUGGUGAAAGGUGGCGAUGUGGAGGAAAAAAAAAGAAUAAAGCCUGAUUUUGCACAGUUUUA